AAAGUUGGCGGAAAAGUUCACGUUUGGGCGCAACAACUGUGGAUCGUGUUGUCGGUUACUGUCUCUCUCUUUCUCUGCGAAUGAGCGCAGAAGAGGCUGGCCCUUCGUCAGAAGAGAUCUCCCUCGCACGGAAGGCUAUGGCCCGUUCCGUCGAUACUCCUAUGAAAAAACCGCCGGUCGUUUCGUCAGUUUUCGUCACACCUCCCGCCUCCAUGGAGAGAAGGAAGGCUCUUGACAUCCCGCCUCUUCCGGGGCCCCGGACCAAAGAUCCUGCCCCCGCUCUUCCUGACCCCCGGGGCCACCCCUACAUCCCCGUCUCCACCUACAAGUCUGUCGAACUCAACUCCCCUCUGCCCCAAACUGAGUCUGGAGGGGGGAGAGGACAUUGUGUCUGGGUUCUUCUAUGGAGGCUAUCGACUCCUCACAGAGCGAAUACUGGACUACCUUGACCCUCCAGAUCUAUACAACUCAACUCUGGUGUGCAACGAAUGGACGCAACUCAUCGCCUCAUUCCCCCACCUCCACACUCGGAUCAGAGCCUACACCAAGAACCUGCAAAGAAACACCGAAAACGCAGGAAAACAAUUUCCAGCACUUGCACUCGUCUCCGACAGAAAACCUCUCGGAGAUGCUAAAAACCGCCUGUUGGCGAAGAACGGGCAGGGAUAUACUCCUUCCCUGCCUCCUAAAUCAGUCGUCCCAAAGAGAGUCAUGUACAAACACAGGCACUGUCCGCAGUGCAGGUCCUCUUCAAAACAGCUCAAUCUGCGGAGAGCAGAAUGCACGAACCCAAAGUGUAAGUUUGAUUUCUGCUCCGGGUGUUUCAAGUCGUGGCACGAGGGAGAGUGCGAGAGACAAAAAAGUCCGAAAAGACCUUCCAAGGAGGUGACUGCAGGCUCGAAAAGAAGCAAAAAGAACCUGAGAAGGCUAUGACAUGUUCUUCGUUUCUUUCCCCUCUCUCUCUUCUCUUCAAGAUUCUUUCUGUGCAAUAUUAUAUCCGUCACAUAAUGUUUUUAUGUGUAUCUCGUCGUCGCACUGACUUUGUGGUGUACCAAUGUUUGCAAUCACUUUGCCUAUUUUUUCAACCCACCACCAUUCAACCACUGAAUUUUCUGUUCACAUAUUAUCACUUUUGCCCCUGUCAAUUAUUACCAAUCCUACACCUUGUAUGUCAUUUACCCCUUCCCAUUGUAUCACUUCUAUUACCCACCGAAAUAAUAUACAAUGUUGCCACUAUAACAAAUCACAAUUCUCAGUCGGCAAUUAUUGUGACGAUGAUAAUAUAAGAGACACAUAGGUGCAGAACAAAAAGGUGCCAAAUACACAAAAACUCAAAAAAAGUGUGGAUCACACUAGAAUUAUUGGUUAUGCUGAUGAAUCUUUUCGGGGUACGUCGUAGCGUUCAUAGCCAGUCCGCUUGGGAGCGAGCUCGUCAUAAACACAAUUUGGUAAUGGAUCGUCCUGAACUUGGUCAUAGUGAGCAUCAAUAUCGCCAAUGACGAUUUUAGGCGCGUCCAAGGGUGCAGUAAUGUCUUUCAUAUUCAUACUCCACCCACUGUG
Messenger RNA from Geodia barretti, 1560 nucleotides. Lineage: Eukaryota; Metazoa; Porifera; Demospongiae; Tetractinellida; Geodiidae. The record is from the annotation of a GenBank genome assembly.